Molecule: messenger RNA, 13880 nt
Organism: Porites lobata
Lineage: Eukaryota; Metazoa; Cnidaria; Anthozoa; Scleractinia; Poritidae
Source: the annotation of a GenBank genome assembly
CUUUCGUCGUCCGUAAACCGGAAGCGGAAGUUUACUUAGAAUUCAAGAUAGUUUCUUUGAAAUAGCAGCCAACUGCUGCUUCAUUGUCAGCUGAAGGGAAACGGUAGAGAAACCGUCAGUUAGCACAUGCUAGCUACGUCGACUGGUAAGUAAUUAUUAAACUGUACCCUAUCCUCAAACCAGGAGCUUCAAACCAUCGAAACGACAAAGUUUCUUUUUCGCCAAAUAGUAUUGUUACUUCCGUCAAUUCGUUUUCGUUAUUCUAAUCGAAGCUCCUGAAUCGAAGAGAAUUAAGACGGAACCCAUCAGGAAAUUGAGUUAUUGGUUAAAUUAUUCUGGUACCAGGCCUUUGUUCUCAGCAUUUGAAAUUACUCAAUUUCCUCAUGGAUUCCGUCUUAAUUUGUAUCUAUAUAUCCAGAAUAUAUAUAUAUAGAAUUCAAGAUAGUAUCCAGAAUAUAUAUAUACAUAUAUAUUAAUAAUCACAGGAGUUCAGGCUUCAGGAGUAAUCAUUGAUCUUUUAUUGCGACAGUGCUGUUUCGUAUGGUCCGAAAUUGUAGGACCACACUCAUCAGGCAACUUCAACGAUAAGAAUCGUUGAAGUUGCCUGAUGAGUGUGGUCCUACAAUUUCGGACCAUACGAAACAGCACUGUCGCAAUAAAAGAUCAAUGAUUAUUCCUGAAGCCUGAACUCCUGUGAUUAUUAAUAGUCAAUGCUCUUCAAUUAAAUGAAUUGAGCGCUCUACGGAAUACGUUCUACCCAGAAUACAAGUAUUUAUAUACAUAUAUAUAUAUAGACUCCCUUAAUUAAGAAUAUCGAGGAAGCAAUAAUGAUUUAUUCUGAAAUUUGCUCAGUACAAAAUUAUAAGGUCAAUUUAUGAUUGGUUAGAUAUAUACCCAACUGUGUAUCGCGUAAAAUAUCGCGAAUGAAGGGAGAAAGACAAAACGAAAGCAAAACGUGAGUGACCACCUCGUUCUGUAUGCAAGGAGCAACGGAAGCGAGGCUGAAAGGAAGGGCGGUCUUGGGAGAGAUUUGUUCAUGAUUAUAAUAUAAUACUCGCUGAUGACAGAUGCCCGUUUAACAACGCUUUCCUUUUCUAUGAAAACGCAAUAUCACUUCAGCAAAAUAGCUUACACAAUUGAUUUUCCUUCAAAAGUCUCUGGGAUGGUCAUAAUUGUAAUUAUCACACGGCAUGUCUGAAAACCAGCUUGCUGAGCCAUUUACCGUGUUUAAAUAAAGUUGAUUGAUUGAUUGAUUGAUUGACAAUACGACUCGGUAUUUCCCUUUCGUCAGGGGCACCCAACGUCAAUUUUCGGGAAAAUAUCUGUUCGGAAGACGAUUUGAGAUCUAGAAUUUUCGGAACAUUUGCUGUAAAAUUUCUUGCUUGCCUGCCUCUCGUAGGAUUUUCGAACAUCUAAAAAAGGUAUAAUUGUCCAUUUUUAACCGAUUUUUACCCUAAGAAGGUCACCUAGAAUCUUCGGGAGCCUUUUUUUCUGUCUGAAAUUUUCGAAAAGGUAAGUUUUGAUCCUUAUAAUUUUCGGAUCACUAGACUUUCAGCUAGGAAAUCGGAACAGAUGAAAAAUUUUUAGGGAUAAAAAUAUGCCUAUAUCUACCGUUUAAAUACUAAAAUACGUUUAACAAUGCUAUGUUUAAGUGGUUUUGAACUAUAUUCUCGUUGGGUGCCCCUGUUUCGUGAACGGCACUCCACAGCGGAGAACAUUUUCCUCCGGCAGAGGACCAGUAGGCCUUUGGCAUUACCUGAUCUACUUUGGCUAAACACGAAAACAGUUCGCUUUUGAAAUAUUUUGUUAGCACGAGCUGAAAGAGCAUAUUAAAAUAAGGUAACCUGUAAAUUUCCAGCCGUAUAUGUCAAAAGUAGCGAUUGUAACGACCGUCAAGAAAAACAACUCUUGCCACCCAGUCACACUUAAAUGGUUUUCCAUACGACUCCUUGUAAAUUCUGGAUUUUUUAAACUGUCGUUAACUUUCCCUUACGCAUUUAAGGGCUCGAAUUUGCCUGUUAUAAAUUUUAAAGGAAUUUUGAGCUCCGUAAUGCUUAAAGAAAUAUUUCAACACAGUUUAAAAACUCCUAAAUUUACAAGGAUUUGUACGGAAAACCCUUCUGGCGUGAAUGGGUGCCAAAAGUUGUUUUACUCAUACAAAUCCUUGUAAUUUUCGGUGGCCGAGUUAGCGCGCCGAAUAGGUCUAUUUACAGGUUACCUAAUUUUAAUAUGCUCUUUCGGCUCGCGCUAACAGCAUUUUCAAAGGCGAACUGUUGUCGUGUUUACUGAAAGUUGGUCAUGUGAUCAACUAAUGCAGUAGGCCUGCGGGGAUCACGAUAAUAUUGCACAAAAUUUUUCCAACUGCGAUGCAGCGAUCAUCUGGAUCUUUACUGGUUUUGACGUCGCAAGUUCUUUGGCCUUGUCCAUGUUUUUUUUUUUUUUUUCCCAGGUCGCAAUAAUGUUUUAUUCCCAGCAAUCCUUGCGCGCGCUGACAGGUUCUCCUGUGUUGGCUGUCGUUGGACUUCGUGAUAUGGCAAUUAAGGACUUUUGAUAGCAAAGUUUGUUUUUUUUUUUUACUUUGUUCGUCGUUAUGAAUUGGCUGACAUUAACGUCUCCGCAGAACUUUGUACCUGUUUUUUCGUACAGGCAUGAAGUAACUAAAGCAUAAGGAGGGUCCCCCGCAACGUGGCGUGGAUCAACUUCACCGCACCUUAAAAGGUGAACCGGUGAAGUUGAUCCACGCCACGUUUUAAUUUGCAAAACAUAUUUAACCAUUACCCAAGGAAACUGUUGUUAAUGGAUCACAAUACGCACAAUUAAAUGCACUCUUGAUUCCUCACUUACUUGUAAGGAUAUGUAAAAGACCAAUAAGUAAGACGUUGACAAGUUUUAACUAAAGAAAUCCAGUUCAUUAUUGAAUAGUAACAAAUGAAAUACUGUACGAAGAAAGGAAAGGGUGUUUCUCCUUCUAUUGCAGUCGUCAACUGACGGUCAAUUGUAGGCGAAAAUGUCCGAACACUCAGCAGUUCCCCUGUGUCUCCCAAAUAACUGUAAAUGGGAUGAACAGACCGGUGAAUACAGCAAAGACGAGGAUCAAGAUAGGACCAAACUUAAUGUGAUCAACGCUGCGUUGGAACAGCUAAAAGCUAUUAAAGGUUGGAGGAACGGAAUAAAAAUAAAAUAUUUUUCUUUACUUUUUUUUUUCUCUAAAAUUCACGUUUUCUUUCAUGGUCAGAUGUAGCGGAGACGGAUCCCUUCAAGAUUUUUUUUUCUUCUUUUUUAAAUGGAAAGGACACAAAUAGAUUGAGUUCUGGGGUAACGCUUCCUUUUACCUUUUUCACUUUUUGGCAACUUUGGUAUAUAAUAGCAUCAAGAGAAAAUAAUCUCUCUUGAUUGCAUUAAAAACUUAUUCACCAGAGGUGCCAUCAAGACUCCUAAUUCAAACCAGAUGCACCUUCAUCACCAAUGGCAAAUUCACCUGGGAUGGACAGCAUUUAGCCACCUUUUGUAAUGAUUAAGUUUGUUAUGACGUUUUAGGUCCGGUGUGUGUGGUGUCGAUUGCUGGACCGUGCAGGAAAGGCAAAUCCUACAUCUUGAGCAAGGUAUUUGAUCAGGGUGAGGUAUUUCCUCUCGGACAUGAAUUGGAUCCCGAGACCAUGGGAAUCUGGAUGUGGAUUGUACCAGAAAAAUUUCAGGUAUAUACUCUUGCAGCUUUAUAUGAAUUUUCUUUCCCAUACAGAUCAGUUCCACGUUGUGUAAAUAAAGUGUAUGUAUGUAUGCUAAUUCUGACAGAGAAAAUGGAGUCUGCAGUGAUGCUAAGGUCAGCUGCACAGUUUGAGUAAUCUUACAGUUUUGGGCAAUUCUCUACUUUCUUGAUCUCUUCAGUACAGUGUUCAUUAAAUUUACAGCUACUGUAAUGAGCACUGUAUUGUUGAGGUCAGAGCUGGUGCAUAUUAUGUGUAUACAUUAAUGUAUGUGCAUAUUUGAUUUCAGGUUAAAUUUUUUAAACAAGGUUCGAUUCUCAAUUUCCUUCGUCUUCUAGCCCUAAUGUUCUUGAAUUACGGUUAGGAAACAAAUGAAAUUGAGAAUCGACCUAGAUUAACUCAAAAUUAACCGAAAAUCAAAUUUGACCUGUGACACAUACAUGUGCAGUACAUGACUGUGUAUUGUUCACAGUUACAUAUAAUAGGCUGCUGUGAAGAAGCUUGGGUCAGAAAUUCUGAAUCUCAAGUGUUGUUUGGGGGUCAGAAAUUCUGAAUCCUCUCCUCUGUUCUUGGGGGAUCAGAAAUUCUGAAUCCUCCCCCGUAUUGCUUGGAAGAAUUUUAUAAUUCCUUGCAAACAGGGAGACGUUUCCUGUGAGUUUUAACACCAGUUUAAGGUUAAGAGUAAACUGCAAAAAUCGUCUUUGAAAUUAAGUGGCAAACAUGAAACUCCGUGAAAGCUCCAGGUUUCACUUCUAGCCAAUUUUACACUCAUUUCCAAGGGAACUUCAAAACCUGCAACGUAAGAAAGACUUUUCUUGGAGACAGGUCUCUAUUUUUAACGGAAAAGGCAGCCUUUUUUGAGGUGAUUCUCAGUAUUUGCUCUGACUUUUACCAAACUGGAACCCCGUACACCACAUUUUAGUUUGAAGGCGUUUGCUCCUGAAUGUAUUGAAAUAUGCAAUAUUAGAUAGCUGGGUUUCAAUAUCCUUCAACUGGAACAAUUUGUUCUCAUCGUGGUUGCAGGAUACCAGUGGCCAGGAAUUCACAGUAGUGCUGUUGGACUCCGAAGGAAUUGAUGCAGUGUCGGGUGAAGGAUCCGAUGAUCACUGUAUAUUUACGCUAACCAUUUUACUGGCGUCAGUUUUGAUUUACAACUCAGCUGGUGUUCCUACCAGGACUGAUCUUGAUGGACUAGAGUAUCCAUUAUCAUAAUACUAAUCUACUGUAACGAGAAGAUCCUUUGAAAGGGAGAGGCUUACGAUAUUAAAUUUCAGAAAUUUCAAGAACUAGUGUUUGAAAAAAUAAUAAGUAAAGAACAAGGUUUUAUCUUUAGAUGAUUCCAAGCAACGUAAUGUCACACUUUUAAAACAGAUUGAGAGAAACCUUUUUAAAAGUGAGCCACUGCUUUCAUAGCUUGAACGUAAUCCAUUUUAAAGUUCUGUUAAUUUUUGCCUGUCCGUUCAACCUUUUAUUGCACGACAGUUUGAAGAAUUUAUGUUGCAUCUACUUAAGGCACCCCUGUAACCACUCGGUAACUGCUGAAAUUGCAGAAAAUUAAAAGUAGUAGGCAACUUGAUAUAGCGAAUCAGUAAAAACCCUCUAUGUUUGGUCUUAACAACAAAAAAGCUAUAUAUUAAAACUCUCUCAGCGGAUUCAAAUUCACUCUGGCAGUCAAGGAGGUGAUGCACAACGAGGGGUGGGCACCAUAGAAGACGCCAAACUUUUCCAUAAGACGUUUCCUUUCUUCAUUUGGCUGUUGAGAGAUGUUGUCUUAGCGCUUCCUAAAGGUUGCCCGAAUAUCAAGGAUUACUUUCUUACAAAAGUAAGUUCAUCUGGAAUAUGACAAUGCAAUGCUAAUAUUAUUAUUAUUAUUAUUAUUAUUAUUAUUAUUUGUUUCUGCUGUGUAUAAAAAGAUUUUUUUCACAAAAUUUGCGAAUUAAUCGUUACAUAACUGCAACCGUUAACUUAGCCUGUUACUGGCGUUCAGAUUGUUCAGAUUGUGGGGACGAAGCAAAGAGAUGUGAGCAGAAAAAACAGCAAGUGGGUGGGGUUAGGGGGUGAGUGCUACGGUUCCUGCCACUUCCCUCUCUCUAUGAGACUCUCUCCUUAUUUUUUUUUUCCGGCUCUCUGGGUUCGCGCUGUACUCCGGCCGUUAUCUGAACGCCCGGAGGAGGCUAUCAUAAACUUUGUAAUCCAUUCGUAAAAGUUAUUUACUUUUUGGCGGUUGAUAGUUAUUGAAUGCUUGCUUUAUCAUCAUUAAGUACUCGAUCAUGGUAGUUUAAUUGGGCAUUACUGCCGGAAGAAGAAUCUCUUUCGUCUUCUGACUGCUUAGUAAUGCUGUACCCAGUCACAGUUAGUGAUUUUUAAAUUGUCAUUUAUUGAAUCUGGUGAAGCACAAACUGCCGCAACAAUUUUCUCAUUCAAUUUACAGGUAUUCAAAACCUCAGCAUCAUCAAAGCCAGAUAAGGCCAAAGACGUAGCAGAAAGCAUUUUAAGCUACUUUCCUGGUUUCGAUGCUUUCAAGCUGCCACCCCCAUCCUCUGAUCCUGAGGUUGUUCUUAAUCUCAACCGGGACGAAGUCCAGCAAGACAUAAACAAAUCAUUUGUUCGCGGAGUAGAGGAGUUCAAGGCCAAUCUAAAGUCUAAGCUGGCUCCGAAGCUCAGUUUUAGUGAGGGGGAAAUUGUGACAGGGGAAGGUAUGUGACGGGGGGGGGGGAGGUAUCUCUAAGGAAAUCGUUCAGGUUCAGUUCGCCUGCCAGUAUGACGUCACGUCUCGCGUCGGUGACUUUCAAAAUGGCGAGCAAAGUGUUCAUCGAAGAGACGGAUAAAAAUUUCGAAUUUAUCACGGAAAUACUUUUCCGAUGUCUUGCACCUGGAGAUUUUUUGUCAUAGAAAACCAGACGUCUUUGGUACUUCUUUGUAAUGAAACGUCCAGUGGUGUAAUGAAUUUUAAAGAUUUCUUUCUAUCGUCGAGCAAAUUCUACUGGCAAUCAUAGCGACCGGUCACACUUUUGAGGGUCAGUGCACAGCAAUCCAGCAAGAUUGAGGAAUUUAGACACAGCAAUAGGAGGUUCAUCAAGUGAUGUAUUAUGCUUUACAUAGUGCGUAUUUGCAGCUCUGCAGAGCUAGUGGAACCCCAUAUCAAUCCUUUCAAAGUUCGCUUAGCUGGUAGCGUUGAAAGAAGAAGAAGCCAAAUGACGGGUAUUUGAAAGAGACUGUGAGCAUUGAAUCUUGUUGCUUUACCGAAUUUUAAUACUGUGCUGGAGAUGUAACUGAAUCCCGAACACCAAUAAAAGGCUUCGUUUGAUUAUUGUUUUUGGGUCAACCAAGUGGAGAUCGUAGGGUAAUAAUAUUGUUAAAUCGCCAGUGGUUGUUGGGUGUAAAUUAGAAAAGUUUGUAGUGUACUAGUUUAGUCCCUUUUCUAAAAUAUAACUCGGGACUAAAGCUUAAAAUGUAUAUUGAUCCAAGUGCAUGACUGCAGCAGGGUCAGCAGUAAGAAUAAAGAAAAACAGGCCAAAAAAUGGGACUAAAAAACAAAGACUAAACAGAAAAAAAAAACAACAACAACAAACAAACAAAACAAAAAAACGAUACAACAAAAAACAAUAAACAGCGUCGCCGGGAGUCGCACCCGGGUCAUCUGCAGGUGCAGGCAACUCCUUGACCACUGAAUCACACUGCCAAUAACACAAGUUUUGAAAAUUAAUGUGGUUAUAUCAAAACCAUUUUUCUUUGCCACAGACCCUUUUCGAAGCUGGUGGAGCUAUAUUUAUCAUGAAUUCAAAUAUACAUUCGAAGAAAAUUAGCUUAAGCGCGUAUUUCAAAGCUAUUUCGCAUUAUUUCCGGUUCAACGGGCCGAUCGAUGUAUAGAUAAUCCAUCAAACUAGCUUUACUGAAUUUGGUGGUGAAUUAGGAAAUCAACAGAGGCCCACACUCGAAAGGAUUGAUAUGAGGUUAGGUCGGUUUAAUUAAUGACAGAAUAGAUGAAAUAUAAAUAAAGUGUGAUUUGUGAAUGGAACCUCCUAUUCUGGACACUAGACCUUGCCUAUUUUAGAGAAAAAAGGAUUUAGGUUUUGAUGAAAUUGCUGGUCCCGUGAAAAAGAUGGCGAUCCAGCAACACGGCCCGCAAAAGAAAUUAACAAAAUUAUACAAUUAAGGACGCAAAUAUCAAAACGGUUUACGCAAACAGAUUAUAGCAACAACAAAACUCACACACUUGCAAUCAAAUUAGCGAUAAAAAACUUGAGAUUUACUAGACUGUUCAGUGUUCACAGACCCCUAUUUUUCUCGAGAGAUCGUCGGGCUCGAGCGCUUACCGGUACAGGCGGCCAACUUGGUUUCAUGGUACCGAGGUACUGGAGUCGGGAAACCGUCCCUUGCCCACUUGGUAGAUUUGACUCUCAUCACCAGGCUACACUCGGAACAUUUGAAACUAAGAUGGCCGCGCGUAAAGACGAUCUUACGGAAAAAUAGGGGGCCGUGAACUGUCUAGAGAUUUGCAAAUCGUUCCAUAAAUCAGAAUAUAUUAAUGGUUGCAUAGAACGUAUCGCAAAUUCUAAGUAAAACUAUGGCGUAUUCUUAUUAACAGAGGAGGCCUAAAGUCACCAGAAGGCGCAAUUUUUUUACUCAUACCAUUUUUAUUAAAGCUCUUGCAACCAUGGUUACCAGUUACGUGACGGCAUUGAACACCCCUGGAAUGGUACCAAAUAUCCAAAAGGCCUGGGACGUGUUCGUUACUGCAAAGUGUACCCAAGCCAAAUCGGAGUCCAUUACAGUAUACGAUGAAACGAUGGAGUCAGAAAUGUCUGGUAGGAUGCCGUGUGAAAGGGACGUGAUUCGACAGGCCCAAAUGGUGGCACUCGACAAAGCACUUAAGCUGUUUGAAGAAAAAACAUACGGAAUAUCGACAGGGAAUAUGGAGAAAUAUCUCCAUGAAUUGACGGUAAGGAGUUGAAAGACCUGCCGACUGAUAAGUAUUUGAUCGUCAUGUCCAAAGGGAUACUCUGCAGUUCCCGAUUUAACAUUCAUUUUUCAUCUCAAUUCGGAAGCUCACGAGAGUCUUUUGACUGUCAAAAAUUAAGCCUGUGUUUCAAAUUUUCAAAUGUUGCAUUUACGGAGGGAAACAAAUUCGGGAAAAAAGCUCUUUAAAAAGUCCUCAGCACGGUUUUGGACCAACAACAAGUUGCACUGUCUUAUUAAGGGUUCGUCUAAGAAUCGAGCCCGCACCAUUACCAAAGAGAUGCUAGGUCAGAGCACAAGGCGAGCUGCCUAGACCACCAACCACUGAUUGCGAAAUCUCUUCUCCCCACCCACCCCCUUAUCACCGCGUGCAUUUUCUUUCACUCUUUGUACAGCUGUAGGUCGCAAGGCGAGCAACAAAUAUGGUUGCAAUGUCUGACUUUAAUUAUUUACUAAUAAUAACGGAUUAGAAAUGAGAAAACAUGGGUUAAAAAUUCAGAUGCGCAAGUCAAUGAAACAACUCUGGAAAAGAAGCUUUAUGCAAUAUGUCAACAACGUACUUCUUGGUAUGUUUUAAUUGUAACUUAUUUUUCCGAAAAUCUAAAAUUAUAAUAUCAACUAAUCACAGGAUUACAUGGAGAACGGUUUGAACAACUGGCAAAAGGAAAAUGCUCGUCUAACCAAGGAAAGCUGCAAUCAGCUGUUGGUUGGAUUAAAGCGCCAGCACCUGGACCCAGUCUUGACACAGCUUAGAGGAAAAGAUGGCGCUAAAGUUUCUUUCGCUGAAAUUAUGGCCUGUUACUCGGCUAUUGAGCAAGGAUUUAAGCUGGAAGCUAAAGGAGCUGAGGAUGUCUGUGCACAGGUUUUCUUCGAAUUCCACCCCGUGAGUAUCAUAUGAAUAGGGUGUCACCUCUGGCAGAAUACAACAUUCAAUACUUAAAAACAAUAACAAAAAUAAUAAUAAUAAUCAUGUUUUUUUUUUUAAUAAGACCAAUUGUAUCCUAUGUCACAAUUUCUUAUUUAUUGUGUAUCACAAAAAAAGAGACAUGUAGCGCUCAGCAUUUACUUAAGGGCGUGCACAUUGUUAAGCUGCCUUAAUCACAAUUCACCUCAAUCAUCAUUUGAAAUCAGAUGCGUAGUAACAUACACCGAUCAUUUUUUCGAGUAUGUCCUCUUCUCAAAGACUAUUCUCAAAUUCUCUUGCUCUGAGAUAAGGAAGGGAGAAGUAUGGGAGAGAAAAAAAUGCUAGUCCUUUGAGUUUCUUUGUUAAUUGUUUUGCUUGUUUUCGGAAUCUCUAAAAUAAAUUAGGAACUUCAGGGUGAGAUGGAAAACCACAUGGAGCAUUUGCAGCAGCUCAAAGAUUUUGAUGAAAACUUGGCGUACGAAAAGGAGGCCCGUGCACAUGAAAUGCAGGAAAAGAAAAGACUCGAGGUAUAGAAGGCGCCUACAAAGACGAUUGAUAUUAAUGAUAAUGCUGAUGAUUUUGAUAAUGGCAAUGAUGAUAAUGAUGAUGAUGAUGACGAUAAUGAUGAUCAUGAAGAUGACAAUGGUGAUGGUGAUAAUGAUGAUGAUGAUGAUGUUAAUGAUGAUAAUGAUAAUGAUGAUGAUGAUGAUGAUGAUGAUGAUGAUGAUGAUGGUACAUACUUUAUUAUAAUCCAUCCCCAAAAGCUUUAUCCCCUCAUGCCACCCCUUAUCAGGUCUUUUCAGAUGUACAUACAAACAUAUAACAUAGUAAUGUGUUGGUGGUAAAAGCGAUGAUUACGAUGACGACAUAGUAUAUAAUUUGAUGUUCUAUUAGUUCUAGUCAUAAGGUUAUUAAUUUUCCCAUCGUUUUUCAUUCAGGAGGAAAGAGCUCGACUGGCGGAGGAACAAGCAAUGAAAGAAAGGGAGGUUAGUUAAAGGCAGAUUCCUUGUCGGUCAACAGAGCGUCAGGCAUGCGGAGAUUUUAUUCAUAGGACAUAUAGCUAUUUUAAACAGUUAUUGGAUGAGGUUCUUGUGAUAUCCAGAAUAAACAAGGUUGCGGUAAAUGAUAUCAGCCGAGCCUUAUUUUGGAUAUCACAAAACUGAAUAUUAAUUAUUGUUUUUACUGUUUGGAAGAAAAUAACGACAGACACACCGUCGCAAGGAUAUUGAUAUUAGAAAUCAUGCAUUGCGCGCGCAACCUACAGAUUAGUCAGUUAUCGGCCAGCAGAUCUAUAAAUAACUAAUCUGUAGGUUGCGCUUAUUUCCAGAAUUAGCUCUAGGCUCUUAGCCAAUUAGAAGACAGAUAGUGAGUACAGCGUGUAAUAAUGUCAGUUAUUGUCACUUUUUACGUUCCCUUGAGUGAAAUUUCUAUUGUGGGGGUGGCUGGGCCAAUUAACCCAGCUCAUGACAGGAUCAGCCCCUAAAUUAUGGUUGAGACAGUUCAGCCUUUUUUAUGUCUUUCAAUACAAAACUCUUGGAUAAUCUCGCAAUAAAAAAUGUCUAAUAAUAUUAACCCUCGGACGUACACGCAAACUAAUACCCCCCAACGUGGUACAAGGGGGGAAGGGGUGGAUUUAACCCCUCCCAGGAAUUUUUGAUAUGUGGAAAGCCUUUUAUCUGCUUAACAAGAUGAGGUAUAUUUUAUGGAUGGUGGCGCUGCUGGAGGCCUGUGACGUCACCAACAAUGCUCGCCAUUUUGGCCACUAUCUUAAAACCGGGAGAAAUAGUAAUUUUUUGUGCUUCACAUGAAAAAUGACACAUAAAUAAGCACCUUGCAUGAUUUUAGCCAAAAGAUUUACUUUAAGUGUUGAAAGAACUUAAAAAAACCACCUGCUACUUAUGACGUCAUAUCUCGUAACCAUAGCAACUGAGCGUUACUAAACUUGUCUCAAAAUUUUCGCAACGGAUGAACGAGCAGCUACCUCGUCAGGUGCUGAUGUUUUAUACUCUAGGAUAAAACUCAGUGAAACCUUAUGGGGGGGAGUGGUAUCCACCCCCCUCCCCCACCUAGAAUUUCAACCAAACAAGGAAACACGAGAAAAAUGUUAUAAGUAAUAUUGUAUCAGUUUUUUUAAUUGUUUUUUUUUUCUUUGUUGUUGUUAUAAUUGUUGUCUUUUUGUUGCUGUUCUAGGUUUUUUGUUAUUUCAUUUUUUUUUAAACUUUUGCUUCAAGAACUGUCACAAAAUUCAACAUUACGCUCACCAUCCGACUUAUACCAUUACAGACUCUUGUGACCUCAGAAACCUAUUGGUAGCCUACCAAAAAAGAGCCUAAUAUUAGCUUGAAAGCCUGUCACGCUUAAUUUUUAUUGAUUUUAUUAUUACUAUUACUAUUAUUAUUAAUUUUUUAUUAUAUUUUUUGUUUAUUGUGUGUUUGUUUUUUUGCCCUUUACCAUUUCUUAAAAUUGUUUUUUUAGCUUGAGACAUUGAAAGCUAAGCAGGAGGAAGAGAAACGCCGUCUUGAAGAACAGUUAAGAUCUGGCAUGGAAGCACAAAGAAGACAGAUGGAUAACAUGAUUAGAGCAAACAUGGAGGAGCUGCAGAGAGAAAGAGAAAGUGUUAUGGCACAGAACAAAACUCUGCAGCAGUCGAUCGAGGGAAUGCAGAGAUCAUUAAACGAAAGGAAUGGCGAGAUUACAAAUCUCCAACGCCAGAUACAGGAGAUUGCUAACCGGCCACCACCCCAACCACCAAAAAAGAAACGGCGCUGUGUUAUUAUGUAAGGAAAGCAUUUUCGCAGUCAUCUGAGCGUCAACGCUGUAAAAUAUCAGGACAGCUGACUUUCAGAAAUCCGCCAAUGCGUGAUUACUGUGGAUAUAUGUAACUUACCCUACCUAUUGAGAUUUAAAACCGGAAGUUGCGGGGUUGUUGUAGAAAUUUAGCAUUUGCGGAACUUCGAUUCAAACGUCAGUGGUGUAGUCAAAUUAAAUGCAUGAAAGACAUUCUUUGAAAAUUUAGUGGCUUGUUCCACUGUCCUUUUUCCUUUUCACCUUUUCCAUUUCAAACUACAGUGAAACCGGACACCUUCGGGACCUUCGCAAGUGUCCGCUUAAUAGAGACCAGGUUGUAAAAAUUGCGCAAUGUUUGUUAACAUUCAAGGGUUACUCUGUACUGUGGUAAAGUUGAAUGUUGUUAAAGCACAGGCUGCCCAAGCUCAGUGUGUGAGUUUAAUCGUUAACACAUGUAGUUUCAUAUUGCGUAAUUUAAAAUGGCCGUGAAUAUAAAGGAUUUGUAUGGGAAUUCAGGUAAAAGAUUCAAAUCGAUAAAUAUUCGCUAGAAUGUUCAAUAAAAUACGACUUACCGUAUUUACUUUGCUUGUUUUUGUUUGCUGUGUGGUUAUUUUCAUUUCAUCUCAUUAGCCGAGCAAUCCGGCCACUGCAACCGACGCCAAGCGGCAGUUUGUUUUCCAAAAUCCAAGACAAAACGACGCCGAAGGGGCGAGUACAUUUUCACCACGUCACACGACCGUUGAAAACUUGUCAUCGACAAUUUUUUAUUCGAACCCCGGCUCCCCUCGGGUCGAUUUGACAAGAGGGUUCGAAAAAUUGUCGAUGACAAGUGACGGUGUGGUACCCAGUGAGGCUUAGUUUGUAGUGGAGGCAGGGUUACCAAACGGGUUUUCAACGGUCGUGUGUUGUGGUGAAAAUGUACUCGCCCCUUCGGCGUCGUUUUGUCUUGGAUUUUGGAAAACAAACUGCCGCUUGGCGUCGGUUGCAGUGGCCGGAUUGCUCGGCUAAUGAGAUGAAAUGAAACAAGGACAUAUUGGCUUGGACUCGGCGUUUGAUUUGUGGCUGCUUGGCCAUUUCAAGCUGAGGAUUUUUCGCCUCUCGCAUGGGGCAUCCCGAACUGGAGUGUAAAGCCUUGUCCUUUCUCUUACAGUGGAAACUCGGGGUUAAAGGAAAUCGCUUAAAUCGCAAUGGAUCGGAAAAAUAACCACACAGCAAACAAAAACAAGCAAAGUAAAUACGGUAAGUCGUAUUUUAUUGAACAUUCUAGCGAAUAUUUAUUGAUUUGAAUCUUUUACCUGAAUUCCCAUACAAAUCCUUUUUAUAUGAAAAUACAUGUGUUAACGAUUAAACUCACACACUGAGCUUGGGCCGCCUGUGGUUAAAGAAACUAUCCAGAGUUCAAGUUCAUUACCUUUCAUCACCAACAAUAAUUUGUUCAUAUCUGGAUUUUUUAAACCGGGUUAGCAAAAAUAUCAACUCAUUCUACCACUUGGCAAUUUAAAACAAUAAAACUCGUUCAAAGGCCG